Messenger RNA from Drosophila bipectinata, 782 nucleotides. Its product is annotated as trypsin-1. Lineage: Eukaryota; Metazoa; Arthropoda; Insecta; Diptera; Drosophilidae. Gene Ontology annotation, molecular function: serine-type endopeptidase activity. Gene Ontology annotation, biological process: proteolysis. The record is from RefSeq and is a predicted model, not a curated record.
UUCUCGGCCAAGUGCGAACGAUGUACAAACUAAUGUGGAUAUUUAUUUUUUUUCUACUCGACGUUCGCCAAAGCCACGAAAAUCAUAUAGAUCCCCGUAUAGUUGGUGGAUUUCCAGCGGAUAUAGCCACCAUCCCGUACAUAGUAUCUAUACAAUUAUAUGGAAUCCACCACUGCGGCGGCUCAAUAAUAAAUAACCGAACCAUUUUAACGGCGGCCCAUUGCUUGGCCGGAGUUUCGCGGCGUUUGCUGAAAGUCAAAGCCGGUGGAACCACACGCGAUCCAAAAGAUGGAAAAUUAUACCCGGUUGCUGCAGUUUAUCACCAUGAAAAGUGGUCGGCCAAGACAAUGGACUAUGAUAUUGGCCUCCUGCGUCUAACCACUGCUAUCACUUACUCCAGAAAGAUAAAACCUAUCAAAAUAAGCUCAAAAAAGGUAGCGGAUGGAAAAUUUGCUACGAUCGCCGGGUGGGGCUUUACAAGCAGCGAUGCUCAAACUUCCCAAGGGUUAAGAUAUGCCCGAGUGCCAAUAGUGAAUCACAAAAAGUGCACAAACCUAUACGGGAAAAGGGUGACUGAUCGAAUGGUAUGUGCUGGUUACCUCGAAGGUGGAACUGAUGCCUGUCAAAUGGACUCCGGCGGUCCACUUGUUUUUCAGGAAGAGCUGAUUGGCAUUGUGUCCUGGGGCGUGGGUUGCGCCCAACCCAAUAAGCCUGGCGUUUAUGCGCGGCUUGAAACUUUGGCCUCCUGGGUUAACACAACUUUGAAUAAAAUAAAGACUUAA